ACGACCCUCCAUACACAGACAUGAUGCCUCGCAUCUUCUUCAUCUUGAGUUCUCUGCUCCUCCUCCCCUUAUUCUCCUCCUCCUCCGAACCCCGCCGACAGUCGUCAUCCUCACCACGCAGCAGGACCGCGCGUGCUCCCGCUUCCUCCGCCAAGGUGCGCCUGGCGGGAAACUUUGCCCAGGGACUGAACGAGGGUCGCGUGGAAGUGCUUCACAACAGCACGUGGGGGACGGUGUGUGAUGACGAAGUGGACAUCAAACUAGCCAAAGUGGUCUGCCGCGAGCUGGGCUUCCAGACCGGCAUCACGUGGGCGCACAGUGCCAAAUAUGGCGAGGGUGAUGGUACGUGUUCCAGAACAGUUGUUGCAUUUCUGCAAUGAUCAAAAUGUAUCUUUAUUUCUGUAAUAUAAUACAGAUAAUAUACUCUUUAAAAUUGAAAGGUACAUUAAAAGAAGACAGUCAGCUGUUGAUUUCUAUUCUUUUCCAUAUGGCUGUCAGAUGUUAAAGGUCAGAUGUUAAAGGGAUAGUUCACCAACAUUACAAAAUGACACAUUGGUUUUCUUACCCUGUAAGCAGUCUAUGGACAAGGUAUGACAGGAAUACAUGCUUUAGUUUCCCUGGCACUGUUUCCACAUGCUCACGUUUUAGCAUUUGUGGCACAAAUCCCAUUCAAGUCAUUGGACCGAUAUGAGCAUUUUUCACACAUCAUGUUCAAAUCAUCUGAAAGUAUCUCAAAUGUAUUGUGAAGCUUAACAAAGUCACUUAUAAAUGAUAUGAACAUGAUGUGCAAAAAAAACGAAUAUCAAUCCAUGGGAUGUGUGCCACAAAUUCUAAAACGUUAGCAUAUGGAAACAGUGCCAGGGAAACUAAACCAAAGCAUGGAUUGCUGCCAUACCUUGUCCAUAGACUACUUACAGGGUAAGAAAACCAAUAUGUUAUUUUGUAAUGUGGGUGAACUAUCUCUUUAAUGCAUAGGCCUAUCUUUCCAAUUCUGUGAAGAGGGUGCCUGCUUUCUAACUAAAAUAACAUUCUUUCAGUUUCUAAACCUUUCAGUUUCUAAAGCACUUUACUUUUACUGGUAGGCAUGAUUUAACAUUGGCGGUUGGCGGUUGGUUUAGUAAAUAUAUAUUUCACAACAGCAGUAGUGCUAGACAGCCUAUCCUGACUACUGCUCCGUCGGUUCACUCACCCUUCCCUUUAAUUGUAAUUUAAAGGGGGCAAUAAAGCAUGUCUAUAAACCAAAGCAAGUGUAGCACAUCGCUGCCAGGGCAAGGCUGUCAUUACUCUAAAACAAAUGCUCCUCUCAGGCCAUAUAUUGCCAUGCCAGCCUGCUAGCCUGCCAGGCAGCGACUGUAUUGAGGAGUGCAGUGAAAUCCCAUAAGUUAUCUUUGUAUCUUUAUGACGACGGCAGGCUCAGCUCAGUCACUGCAGGGUUAUUUUGGUGAUGUUAAUAGGUGAUGUAUACUUGGGUGUUAGAGGCCUACAGAAGCUGGUGAGACAGGCUCCCUUAGUCCCACAGUUGCAUCGUAUUACUGUAUAUGGCACAUAAAUGGCACAUAUAUGGCACAUUUUAUCAAAUUAAGCUAUCAAUUAUUAUAUCAGUGAAGGAAUUAAUAAAGGAAUGGAUGGAUGAUUCAAUCAGUCAAUCAAUCAUUCAUCCAUCCAUCCAUCCAUCCAUCCAUCCAUCCAUCCAUCCAUCCAUCAAUGACAAAUUCAUGUCCAUAUCCGAUAAUAACCCUGUUUCCCCUGUCCCCAGGUCCUAUCUGGAUGGACAACGUGCGUUGUGACGGCACAGAGAAGACUGUGAAAGACUGUAAACAUAACGGCUGGGGUGUCAAUGAUUGCAAGCACUCUGAGGACCUUGGUGUGGUCUGCAGUCCGGAGCGACGACUGGACCAGGUUACGGGGUCACGUAAUGGUCAGUCGGUGGCCCUGCGUCCGGAUGUCAGCGUCUCGCCUCAGUGGCUGAGCAUCCUGGCCAGCCGCAGUAACCCCCGACAGGCCCAUCAGGGGAACGGACACCCUCCAGAGAGGCCCAGCCUGAGACAGCACCUCUACAACCCGGUAGGUAGCAUAACACCUUAUACUCUCUAUCCCUGCUACCUCUAGUAGUAAAGUAGGUGCUGUAGCCUGAGACAACAUCUAUACAACCUGGUAAGCAGCUACGGUGGACACCACCAACUCUAUAACUCUGGUACUUGCUAAUGUCUGGUAUUUGUUGAUCAACCACCGAUACUGCCAAUGCCAAUCAAUUAACCAAUCAAUCUAUAUAUUUACUGUCCCAGUUGGGAAAUUCCUUGCUUAAGUCAUUUGAAUUUUGAAAGUGUCAUGGAUCAAACUUUUUUACAGCAAAGUUUGAAGAAAUCCCCUCCCCCCUUCUCUCUCAGUAUUCCAGCAAGGUGCAUAUUCAGGAGGUGCGUCUGCGGCCCAUCCUGAUGCACACUAAGAAGCGGGCCCUGAUCACUGAGGGCGUGGUGGAAGUGAAGCAUGCUGGGAGAUGGAGGCAGGUGUGUGACCUGGGCUGGAACCUCAACAGCAGCAAA
This is a messenger RNA of Coregonus sp. 'balchen', 2543 nucleotides long. The record is from the annotation of a GenBank genome assembly. NCBI's taxonomy places the organism in Eukaryota, Metazoa, Chordata, Actinopteri, Salmoniformes, Salmonidae.